UGAUGGAGUACUCUCCAAAGCUAGCUGCAGCACUGCUCUUAGCCCUCACGUCCGCCAUGAUCGUCACCGCCCAGAAUGACGACGCUGACUACAUGGUGAAUGCCCACAACGAAGUGCGCGCCGCCAUCGGUGUGGGGCCGGUGACGUGGGACCCCAUAGUGGCGGCGUACGCGCAGUCAUUCGCGGAGAAGCGCCGCGCCGACUGCCAGCCAAUACUCUCUCCGGAGGGCGGUCCAUACGGAGAGAACAUCUUUCGGGCCCCUGGUACCGAAUGGAAUGCGAUAGACGCAGUGAUUUAUUGGGCGUCCGGGAAGCAGUACUACGACCACGCCACCAACACUUGCUCCGCACCUACGGGUGAGUCGUGCGAUGAAUACUUGAAUUUGGUGUGGAGGGACACGAAGACCAUCGGUUGCGGCGCUGUCGUCUGUGACGGCAAUGCCGGUGUGUUUGUCAUUUGCAGCUACAGCCCGCCGCACAUGGUUGGGCAGAUUCCAUACUAG
This is a messenger RNA of Hordeum vulgare subsp. vulgare (domesticated barley), 503 nucleotides long. RefSeq names its product pathogenesis-related protein PRB1-3-like. The record is from RefSeq and is a predicted model, not a curated record. Lineage: Eukaryota; Viridiplantae; Streptophyta; Magnoliopsida; Poales; Poaceae. The coding region runs from base 3 to 503 and encodes 166 amino acids. The transcript has a single exon.